GUUCGGUAAUAAUUUGAAGCUGCUCCGCUCCUCUCCUCUCGUUGCCGAUUUCCUUUUUUCCGAAAAAUCGAAUCAUCUUCUACUUUCCUCAGAUUAAAGCAUAAUCGAAGCUACUUUCUGUAGAUCUUCAACAAAGAAUUAGAGAGAGAGAGAGAGAGAGGAAUAUGGAGGGAUGACGGAGGAGGGAGAUGGCGAGGGGAGGAGGAGAAUGGACAGUCACCGGAGUAGUCUCCUACAAAAGAAUAACACUAGUCGUUUGCUCUUUCAACAUUCUCAUUGCUCUCUUUGUUCUUCGUUUUCUCUAUGCUUCUUCUCUCCACUUCUAUCCCAAUAACCGCAAUGUUGUUAGGUAUACAUCAGAUGAGAUUAGGAGAAUGGAGGAAUCUACUCGGAUUCGAAGAUCUAAGUAUCCUUCUGAGCUUGUUAGAUUGGUGAAGAAGCUGAGACAUGAUGUUGCCACUGCAGAAUCAAGUAUUGAACUCUCUUCUAAUGUAAAAGGCAAACUAGUUGAUGAGAUCUUGGAGCGUUUGAAAAGAUUAGAGGAGAAGUCUAAUGUUACACUAGUCAGAGAAGCUGUAGAUACGUGGCGCAGUGAGAAGCUGAAGGAAGCUAAAGAGCUGAUUCAGGAACAAAAUGGGGUUAACUCCACCAUGAUAGUGGAGGAAGCAGGGAUGCUUGUAAGAGCGUUGGAGUUGGAGUGGGACGUGCUGUCUGAAGAAAUUGGUUUUUGGUUACCUGUUGAGGUUCACAAUGAAGAGCACGAUGAUAAACCUGAAGGAGAGGAAGAGCCUGAGGAGGUAUUAGCAGGGAGACCAGUGCCAGGUGUAUGUAAUGUAGAGCUUCACACAGAUUAUGGUGGUGCUGCAGUGAGAUGGGGACUUACACAUCCUAAAGAGAGUGCGGCUGAUUGUUGCCAAGCUUGCUUAGACCAGGCAAAGCGUGCGAAACCUGGUGAAAUGAGAUGCAACAUCUGGGUUUAUUGCCCAUCUGAGUUUGGUUGCUUUUCUCCUGAUAUUUAUGAGCAUAAACAUCAAGAAUGUUGGCUUAAAUACGCAGAGAAGCCAAAACGGAGCUUUAAAGACAGAUACUCAGAGUCAUACAGAAACAACCAUCCAAAAGCGCCUACUAUUGUUCCAUGGGUUUCAGGUGUUAUAACGGCAUGAGGAAGAUGCUAACAUCUUUAGCCAAUUGUAUACGAGAAUAGAAUGUUUUAUUUUUUUUUCCUUUUGUUUGUUUGUCCUUAAAACACAUGAGGCUUACGGCUUACCUAACACAUGGUCGAAGUCCAAAAAUGGUAUCACUAUCAGUAAUCAUAUUUUUUCUGUCCAAUGUUGUUUGAUUCUCUUAGUGGUUACCUCAUAGUGAUGUACACUCUACUGUGCUGGUUUUGUUUCGGUAUAGUUGUUUGUUUUUCUUUGCUAAUAUGAUCCAUUUGUAUGCCAGUGAAAAGCUAUCAAUAGACAGGACAUUGUUUUGUGUGUCG
Molecule: messenger RNA, 1483 nt
Organism: Eruca vesicaria subsp. sativa (arugula)
Lineage: Eukaryota; Viridiplantae; Streptophyta; Magnoliopsida; Brassicales; Brassicaceae
Source: the annotation of a GenBank genome assembly